Pedinophyceae sp. YPF-701 is the source of this 981-nucleotide messenger RNA. NCBI's taxonomy places the organism in Eukaryota, Viridiplantae, Chlorophyta, Pedinophyceae. The record is from the annotation of a GenBank genome assembly.
AUGUCGACCGACGGGCUCAAGCAGGCAGGGAAGUACCUUCGGUGGGCGAAGGAGCGGCAGGACGUGCACUGCGACGAGGUGGCGGGCCAUGUGCGGGACUUCCUAGCCACGCAGCUGCGCCCGGGCGAGUUCUACUCCACCGAGGAGGCCAAGGAGCUCCUCGGCGAGCUCGAGGGGAGCCUGCGCGACGCCGUGCGGCAGGAGAUCCGGCACGUCCAGCUCGUCGCCGCGAACCUUGCCCGGAAACUCGUCGACGGCGCGAAGGACGCCGGCGCGACCGUCGAGGUCGACACCGUAGGCCUGGAGGACGAGGCCGCGAUCAACGAGCUCAAGUGGGAGGAGCAGGCCAGCUCCGACGCGCCGCCCGCGGUCGGGCUCCCGGCCGCCGCCAGCAAGGACCCCCCCCCGCGCGUGGCCGACCCCGACGUGUCCCGUCGCGUCGCCGAGCUCACCGCGCAGCUGGACAGGGCGCGGCUCGAGGAGACGAACACCCGCGAGGCGCUCGAGCGAGCGCGCCGCGACGCGGCCGCCUUGCGUGAGCAGAUCGAGCACGAGCGGCAGGCGCGGCGCGCUGUGGACAACACGCGCCCGGGGGGGCUCCCGCCGCUCGGGGGCGCGCUGCCGCCUGUGCGCGGCGCGGCGCAGGGCGGCGGGGAGGAGGAGGGGUCGCUGGUGUUGCUGGAGCGCGUGGCGAAGCUGGAGCGAACGAACGAGGAGCUGGGGAGGAAGCUGGUGGCGGCGCGCGCGGAGGCGAGCAAGGCGAGGGCGGACGCGGAGCAGGCGGAGCAGAAGGUGCAAGGGGCCAACUUCACGGCGGCGCGCACCGCGGGCCGCGCGGAGCGGAGUGCGGAGGCCAGGGUGCAGGACAGCAAGCAGUUCCAGCAGCUGAAGCAGCUGAUGCAGAAGAAGAGCCAGGAGGUCAUCGAGCUGCGGAAGCGGCUGCAGAAGUACGAGCCCGACAUCGUGCCGACCGCGGACUGA